AAACCCUACGUGAAACCAUACUCUGCUGCAGCCGCGAGAGCAAAAGCUUUAUUCGUCACCACCAUCUUCUCCGUAGCUCAUUCAGGUAAGUCAUGGUGAAGCAUAAUAAUGUUAUCCCUGGGGAGCACUUCAGGAAGAACUGGCAGGAGCGUGUCAGGACAUGGUUUAACCAACCAGCAAGGAAGACCAGGAGGAGAAAUGCUCGCCAGGCAAAGGCUGUGAAAAUCUUUCCAAGGCCUACUGCUGGACCUCUUCGUCCAGUUGUUCGUGGACAAACAUUGAAGUAUAACAUGAAAGUCAGGGCUGGUCGGGGCUUCACUCUGGAAGAGUUGAAGGCUGCUGGAAUUCCAAGGAAACUUGCACCAACCAUCGGUAUCUCAGUUGACCAUCGCAGGAAGAACCGUUCUCUUGAGGGGUUUCAAACCAAUGUUCUCCGCUUGAAGACAUACAAGCAGAAGUUGGUUGUCUUCCCAAGGCGUGCUGGCAAAUUUAAGGCUGGUGAUUCUGCAGCUGAGGAGCUAGCAAAUGCAACCCAGCUCCAAGGUCCUCUCUUGGCAAUUCAACAAGAGAAGCCAGUCACCGAACUCGUUAAGGUCACUGCAGAUAUGAAGAAAGUCAAUGCAUAUGACAAGCUUCGUAUUGAGCGGGUCAAUGUCCGUCAUGUUGGUGCCAGGGCAAAGAGGGCAGCUGAGGCUGAGAAGGAAGAAAAGAAGUAAAAUGCUUGUUCUCCAUGAGUCAAAUGUUUUACAAGGAUUUGUUGAGUCUUGCCAGAUUUUGCUAAUCAGCUUUGAAGUAUUUUCCUGGACAUCUUCUGGAUCAAGAAUAUUAGAUUUUGUAAUUUCACUCGA
Molecule: messenger RNA, 848 nt
Organism: Argentina anserina (silverweed cinquefoil)
Lineage: Eukaryota; Viridiplantae; Streptophyta; Magnoliopsida; Rosales; Rosaceae
Product: 60S ribosomal protein L13-2-like
Exons: 5
Coding region: 93-716 (207 amino acids)
Biological process (GO): translation
Cellular component (GO): ribosome; cytosolic large ribosomal subunit
Molecular function (GO): RNA binding; structural constituent of ribosome
Source: RefSeq, a predicted model, not a curated record